Megalopta genalis is the source of this 1166-nucleotide messenger RNA. Lineage: Eukaryota; Metazoa; Arthropoda; Insecta; Hymenoptera; Halictidae. The record is from RefSeq and is a predicted model, not a curated record.
AAUUUCGAUGAUCGUUACCCGACAGUCGUCUACAUCCACGGCUACAGCGAGAGCUCGACGUCCGGAAGCGCCGUCGCGAUGAGAGACGUUUACCUGAAGCGAGGCGAGUACAACGUGAUCCUGGUGGAAUGGGCGAAAUUGGCAGGCCUGCCAUGGUCGGACGAAUUACAGGAUUGGACGCUGCCUAUCCUCUGUACAUGAAUGCUGGUAGCGAGGGACACCUAACAGCAGCGGACGCUAUGUUUGUAGACGUGAUCCACACGGAUGGUGGAAACUUUGGGUUUGCUCAACCGCUGGGUCACGUAGACUUCUAUCCAAACGGUGGUAGACCGAUACAACCCGGUUGCAAUUUGCGCAGCGUGAUUCGCAGGACCAUAUCACGAUUGAUCAAUGAGUACGUCGUCUGCGGCCACAAUCGAGCCUGGAUGCUGUACGCGGAAUCGGUGACGAACCCUUUCGGUUUCCCAGCGAGCAGCUGUCCAAAAUGGCAUCCUACGGUUCGAGCGAACUGUAUGUGGACACCGGACGUCCUGAUGGGAUUCGCGGUGAACUCCCGGGUCAGGGGGAAGUUCUACUUAAGAACGAACGCGGACGCGCCUUUCGCUAGAAACACAACCGGGUAUGGGUUCAAGUGAUCAUCGGGGGAUUGAGUUUGGAUGAACCAGACCAGCAGCAUCGAUCUCACCGCCAACCACCAUAGAACCAACCCUCCGAGCUUCGCCUGGCUCUCCCUUGUGGAAGACGCAGAAAGUUCGAGCUCGGAGUUCGUUUUCGCAGUACUCUUUCUCCUAGACGACUUCUAGGAGACCAAUAAUCGUGAAGCAGGAUAUUUAUUACCGAAGUGGAAACUUUUAACAGCCGCAAUAGAGCAAGACUGUAGUCGGACCAUUUUACGUAUAAACGAAUGCGAAGGGCCUACCGUCCACGUUAGACUUUCGUUCGAACCAUAGGAUUCGACUCGAUAAAAUGGGAAUUAAUUAAUUCUGUGAACCUAAAACUAUUCGUCGAGAUAUUCUGGCUAAUCUAAUUACUGUAUCGAUAUAUAGUCGGACCAUUUUACGUAUAAACGAAUGCGAAGGGUUUACUGUCCACGUUAGACUUUCGUUCGAACCUUAGGAUUCGACUCGAUAAAAUGGGAAUUAAUCAAUUCUGUGAACCUAAAAAUA